GCGCCGCCAUGUUGGUGAGGGCAAUAACGGCGCCCGGGCUGCGCCGGUGGUGCCAGAGCCAGCGGGGCGCGGCCGCCGCCUGUUUCCCGCUGGGCCGGGCGCUGCUGGGCGUGAGGGGCGCCGAGGCCGCCGCCUUCCUGCAGGGGCUGCUCACCAAUGACGUCACGCAGCUGGUGGCGGACGGCGACGCCCCCCCCGCGCUCUACGCGCACGCGCUGAACGUGCAGGGCCGCUGCCUGUAUGACGUCAUCCUGUACAGGCUCCACGGGAGCACAGCAGAGGAGCCUCACAUCCUGCUGGAGUGCGACAGCAGCGUCCUGGACUCCAUCCAGCAGCACCUGAAACUCUACAAGAUCCGCAGGAAAGUCACCAUCAGCCCCUGCCCCGAACUGUCCCUGUGGGCUGUCCUCCCUGGGGACACCAGCUCCCCCCCCAAAUGUGCAGACCAGGCUCUGCUCCUCACCCCUGACCCCAGGGCAGAAGUCAUGGGCUGGAGACUGAUUGCAAAGAAAGGAGCAAAUCUGGCAGAGAUUAUCCCUGGCAGCCAGCUUGGAGAUGUGCAGGAUUACCACAGGCACAGGUAUAAACAAGGAAUCCCUGAGGGGGUGAAGGAUCUCCCCCCUGGCGUCGCGCUGCCCCUGGAAUCCAACCUGGCCUUCAUGAACGGCAUCAGCUUCACCAAGGGCUGCUACAUCGGCCAGGAGCUGACGGCGCGCACCCACCACAUGGGGGUGAUCCGCAAGCGCCUGCUGCCCGUCACCUUCCCGGGGCCGCUUCCCGCCGCGGGCGUCCCCGAGGGCGCCGACAUCCUCACGCAGGCCGGGAAACGCGCGGGCAAGUUCCGUGCCGGAGGGGGAGAGCUGGGCAUCGCCCUGCUGAGGCUGGCUCACCUCCACGAGCCGCUCCGCAUCCCCCUGGACGGCGACAGCGUGGAGCUCAGGGCCGCCACGCCCGAGUGGUGGCCGAAAGGGGCCGCGAAUGCUACUUUCAGUGGGAACACAGGAACAGAAGUGCCACCACCACCAAAACCACCUGAAUUUCAGUGAAUUAUUUGAGAUACCAAACCCCCAGGGAUACAAGAGGUGUAAAGUCCUUUCACUGUGAAAUACGAUGCAAUUGUAA
Molecule: messenger RNA, 1122 nt
Organism: Melospiza georgiana
Lineage: Eukaryota; Metazoa; Chordata; Aves; Passeriformes; Passerellidae
Gene: IBA57
Product: iron-sulfur cluster assembly factor IBA57
Exons: 4
Coding region: 9-1046 (345 amino acids)
Cellular component (GO): mitochondrial matrix
Molecular function (GO): protein binding
Source: RefSeq, a predicted model, not a curated record